ACAUCUCUUGGUAAAUGCCUCCAAAGUAACAACCCAACUCCUCCUGCUCCAGGUUCCCGCCAGCAUCAAGGACCAGCCUGUCUGAGAAACUCCCGGUCACAAGGCCAUCACCAAGGGACCACCUGUCCCUGUGUUGCCAGUCCCCAGCAUGCAGGAAACCCAGACAACACCCUCAUUGUCCAUCCCCAGCCGGUCCUCAACCUCCACCCAGGACCGAUCCUCCACCACCGGCCAAGCUUCAAGCACAGGUCCACAGCCCUCAAAGCCCCCAACCAUCGCACCCCCGGUGAAUCCCAAGGGCCCGAGUUCUGGGGCUGGUAUACAUCGGAUGCGCAGGAUUAUCGCUGAGGAUACCGAAUGGUCACUGGCCAUCGUGCCCCUUCUCACAGAGCUCUGCAUUCAGCACAUUGUCAAGAACUUUCAGAACAACCCUAUCCUGAAGCAGCUGCUCCCAGAGCAUCAGAAGAAGGUCCUGAGCCACCUGCCCCCUGACCUGCCACUGGCUGUGACCGCCAACCUUAUUGACGACGAGAACUACUGGCGCCGCUGCUGCAUGCAGCGCUGGCCCGUGUGCCACGUGGACGAGCACGGCGGCAGCUGGAAGCGCAUGUUCUUCGAGCUGCACCUGGAGAACCUGCUGAAGCACUUCAUCCCCAGCACCACGGACCCCGAGGUGAUCCUCAGACUGCUGCCUCUCUGCAGGAACUAUGUCCGCACCAUCCGGGUGGACCAGUUCCUUCCGCCCGUGCAGCUCCCGUCCCCGCCCCAUGACAGGGAUCAGUCAGACUCUGGCAGCGAGGGAGAGAUGGAGGAGCCCGCCAUGGACCACUACCAGCUGAGCGACCUGGUGGCUGGCCUGGACCAUCUGGAGGAGCUGGACCUAGUGUACGGUGUCAAGGACUGUGGCAUGAACUUCGAGUGGAACCUGUUCCUCUUCACCUACCGUGACUGUCACUCCUUGGCGGCUACCAUCAAGGCGUGCCACACCCUCAAGGUCUUCAGGCUGACCCGAAGCAAGGUGGACGACGACAAGGCACGCAUCCUGAUUCGAAGCCUCCUGGACCACCCGGCCCUUGAGGAGCUGGACCUGUCGCACAACCUCAUUGGAGACCGGGGUGCGCGCGCCGCCGCCAAGCUGUUGAGCCACAGCCGCCUGCGCGUGCUCAGCCUGGCCAAUAACCAGGUGCGCGCGCCCGGCGCUCAGUCGCUGGCUCACGCGCUGGUGCACAACACCAACCUCCUCUCCCUCAACCUGCGCCUCAACUGCAUCGAGGAUGAGGGCGGCCAGGCGCUAGCCCACGCCUUGCAGACCAACAAGUGCCUCACCACACUGCACCUCGGGGGCAACGAGCUGUCCGAGCCCACGGCCUCGCUCCUCUCCCAGGUGCUCUCCAUCAACACCACGCUCACCAGCAUCAACCUGACCGGCAACCACAUUGGGCUGGAUGGUGGGAAGCAGCUCCUGGAAGGCAUGUCAGACAACAAGACCCUCCUGGAGUUUGAUUUGCGCCUGUCAGAUAUCGCCCAGGAGAGCGAGUAUCUCAUCAGCCAGGCCCUCUGUGCCAACAGAGAAGCAGCCCGCCAGCAGGCCCUGAAUCCCAGCCACUUCAUGUCACCAAUCACUGCCAAGGGCCCUGAGAACCCUGCAGGAUAAGAUGGGGACAGGGGUGGGGCAGCGACCAGACCUGGGUCACUGCCGCAGCCCCUUCCCUCAUUUCAUGCCCCGCCCCCAUACCUUGCGGCAGAGUGUCAUACUGGUCCACGGGGAGGGGGAGGGGACACCAAGACUGUCCUCAGGAGGAGUGAUCAAGAGUUGUGCAGAUAAGGAUGUGAGAAGGGGCCUGGGAUAGGGGUAGGAAAUGGGACUUAGCCCUGGUACCCAGGGAGAGGGUAUGAUGGACCCACUGAAAUGACUGACUUCUUCUGGGAACAGGGAGGCAAAGCAGACCUAAGGGAUAGGGACCCGCCCACCUCCCUGACCCCUGUCCCCACCAUCUUUCUCUGUACCAAAUGGAUCUUUGACCUCUUGAUCUGCAAACACACUCUCUCUCUCUCCCUCCCCGCCCCCCGCCUCUGGCUCCAGCAGAGUUUUGCCUGGCUCUUCCACCCUCACCCCUGCAGAUGCCACCUCCCUAUUAUUUGACUCUGCUAAAAUCAUGGUUUUACAGGCCUUGCCGACCCCUAAUCCACCCGCCCAACCUGGGUGGAGGAAGCAGAGGUGACAGGAGGGAAUUAGACCUAGCCAUCUCCCCAGAGAGCUGCUCACAGGAGGGGGAGAUGGCAAGAGAGGCGCCACACUGGGAAGGGAAGUCAGUGAG
This is a messenger RNA of Phacochoerus africanus (Common warthog), 2318 nucleotides long. RefSeq names its product t-complex-associated-testis-expressed 1 (gene TCTE1). The record is from RefSeq and is a predicted model, not a curated record. Gene Ontology annotation, cellular component: sperm flagellum. Gene Ontology annotation, biological process: flagellated sperm motility. Gene Ontology annotation, molecular function: protein binding. Bases 149 to 1654 code for a protein of 501 amino acids. Lineage: Eukaryota; Metazoa; Chordata; Mammalia; Artiodactyla; Suidae. The transcript is spliced from 4 exons.